Myotis myotis is the source of this 11057-nucleotide messenger RNA. RefSeq names its product retroelement silencing factor 1 (gene RESF1). Bases 533 to 8002 code for a protein of 2489 amino acids. Gene Ontology annotation, biological process: regulation of cell differentiation; mRNA processing; regulation of RNA splicing. Gene Ontology annotation, molecular function: histone methyltransferase binding; mRNA binding. Gene Ontology annotation, cellular component: nucleus. The transcript has 7 exons. The record is from RefSeq and is a predicted model, not a curated record. Lineage: Eukaryota; Metazoa; Chordata; Mammalia; Chiroptera; Vespertilionidae.
AUCGACCCAGCAGCGCACAGCUCUCCUGUCGACAGAACGUGAGGACCUGUGUGUGCUCACAGCUCGGUUUCCAACAGGAGACUCUGCCCAAUUAACUGUCGAUCGCCGAAAGAGCCAGCAGCCAACGGGCCGUCUACCCCUUUGUAUGUAUCAGCCAGCGAGCAUCGCCGGGUGGCUCCUUCCCAGCGUCUGAGACCCAUCAGGAACUGGAUCAAAAAAGUAAACAUUGUGGAGGGACACUGACAUGUUUGGAGAGAAAUGGGAACACAUACAAUGAAAGAGUAACAUUGAAAGCCCCCAAAGAAAUGUAUUGGAUCACAUAAUUUAAAGAUUAUGUAACUUGACCUUCAGGUAUGGCCUCAUCCUGCAUCUCUGAAUUGAGCUUUGCUUCAGCAUUGACUUCGUUCUCAGAAAACGGGCUGCUCCUUUGUAGAGGAGAUUCAUAUGUUCAGUCAUAACUGGAGUUUUUCAGAUUCCUGACAUUCAAAAAACGUGAUUUUUAAUACACUUUUACUACUUUAAUCAAUCAACAAUGGAUUGGAAUGCUAAACUGAAUAGUGUCACCUUACAACCAAUGUAUCCUAAAAAACAGUCAUCUCUUUUGGAGCCGAGUAUAAUAAACACACCAUCUCAAGUUCCUUUAAACACUCCUGGAAGUAACCAUCCUGCGUGUAUGUUUCGGAGUAACUCAUAUCCAGUUUCACAGUCACCUCUCAACAUCAGAAAUACAACUUCCCAACAAAUCUCUGCUUCUGAUAAACAUAGUAGGACAAUUUUUGCCUCACAAGCUUCAUUGGAAAGAAAAACUUAUGCAAAUGUAAAAGGACCCAAUCAACUAAAUAACAGUUUGCAAAUGUCUCCAGGAGUUGCACAAAAUGUGUGGGCAAACUCACCAGUGAGAAAUUCUAUGUUUUCUCAUACGGGGGCAGCUGUUUCUCAACAAACUGGUUUUAGAACUAAUCCACCAAAUGUAAAUGCACUACAGAAUCAAUUUGUAACAUCAGAAAUCUAUCCUAUGCAAGGACAGACGGUCCCUUCUAAUUCUGUAAGAGUUCCUGUAACUUAUCAAGGACACCAGAGACUUACCUCAUCUUUAUCAGAGCGACAGGCUGACUGGGCACAACAGUAUACAUCCAAUGGACUGACUUAUGCAGAUUACAGACCACGUCCAGAGCAAUACAGUUAUCCACCACAAAGCUUUUUGCAAAGUCCUACUCUUCAGAAACAAAAUACUAUGCAACUUACAUCAGUACAAGUUAAAAAUAGUAAUCAUUCAAAUUCUGCACUGACAUUACAGUCAAAGCAGACUGCAUCUUUACCGUCCUAUCAAAUUGCAGUUAUUCAGAAUGAAAAAAGACUUCUUCCUCCUUAUGACUGUAGGUACACAAGCCAAACUUUGCAAAAUACUCAGCAUGUUAUUAAUCACUCUUCAGAAGUUCCUCAGAGUCAAGAAGUUCAUACUUCUGAAAUGAGGAAAGACUUUUGCAGGGGCUUUCAACAGCAAAACCUCAAUGAAAAUGUCAGUAUAACUGGAAAUUUUUGUAACAUGAAAGUAAAUACUAAUGUCAAUCAGCCUGUUAGUGAGCCUACUAGAUCUGUGGACGAUGUUCAGAUUCUUCCUCAAAAUAAUCAAGAAGAAAGAGUAGAUUUUUCUAAUUUGACUUCAAGUCAAGUACUGGACACAAAUACUGUAAAAGAGAAGUUAGUGAAGGAUAUUAAACAAUUAGUAGAAAUGAGAAAGAAAUUUUCUGAACUGGCAAGGAAAAUUAAAAUUAAUAAAAAUGUUUUAAUGUUAGCAGGUUGUACUAAGGCUAAUAGUGAAACACCUCAAAAUUCUGAACUGUCUCUGAAACAAACUGGCAAUACCCAGUUUGGACCACAUGUAACCCCAGCCACUCCAGAGACUGCAGUGGAUAAAUCACCAAAAGCAGUGGAAAUAGCAGAAGAAACAAAUAGAAUGCACAGUACAUUGAAUUCUAAUAUUCAAGAGACCAAUUGCAGGAAUUCUAACCAGGUUAAUUCGAUUUCACUAAAUUCUGUGUGUUUGGGAAAAGGGCCAGUGCCAGACCAGUUACAUAAUUUAAAAGAUACCACGUCUUUCAAGAUGCCAACUAUGGAUAAUACUCAGUUUUCAUCAGGAAAUACAGUCAAUGUUAAAGAAAAUGUGCAAACCAAUUCUGAAACAAUUUUAGUUUCUCAGUCUAUGGCCUCUGAGUCAUACGCUUCAAAAUAUCUAAAUGAAAAUAGGCUACUUAUCAGUCUCCUUGCACAUUCAGAUGAAAUUGAGAAAAGGUUAAUGAAAGAUGGUUGUGAAACUAUUAAGGAUUCUAAUCCACACAGUUUUAAAAUGAAUGCUAAUACCCAAAUCACUAAUAACCAACUGAACUUGAAAACCAUGGAAACUCCAAGCUCUUGUAAUAUAAACGCGAAUGUAUCAGAAAAUUCUUUUUGCCUGGACAAUAAAUUCCCUAAAACUGGAGUACCUUUGAAUGCUGACAGUCAUUUGGAAUUGCUAGCAACAUGUCUUAAUCUGUGGAAAAAAAACCCUUCUGAACCUACAGAGAAAAAACAGUGUAAUGAGUUAACAACACAGAGAACAGCAGUUGGAAUCUCAAAAGCUGGGGAAAUCUGUGAUAAAACUCCAGUUUCACUUGUGGGAUAUUCUCAGAAUAAGAUGGAAAACUGCUCACAAGUAACAACUCUGCCAAUGGCAGUGCAAAGUUAUGAAUCUCCAGGUGCAACUACUAUUAAGGGAACAGAACUUCAGAUUGCUGUGGUGUCACCCUUAAUUUCAGAUAUCAAAACAUUGCCUGUCAAUGGAAUAACACCUGAUCCUUUACCUGAAACAGUCUAUCCAGUUAUUAAAGAAGGCAGUGUUUGUAGUUUACAGAAUCAAUUGGCAGAAAACACAAGAGUGACUGCUGUAUUGAAAGUGAACGAACCAGUUACAACAAAUAAGGUUUUGCCACUAAGUCAGAAGGAAAAGCGAAAUACGUCAACUAAUGGUAAUUCAGAAGAUGCACCUAAUACCAAUCAAGGAAAUCCAGUAGAAUCUGAACCAAAUAGUCACUGUCCUGUGAGUGAUCAGCAAGCUUCAUCUAACUCUAAAGACAAUGAUACUGUGAGUAGUGAGUUGUUGCAGAUUGACAAUAUAUGUUCUCUGGUUGAAGGUGAUACAUCUUAUAAUUAUCAAAUAGCAAAGAUAUUCAACUCACCUCCUAUUGAACAGAUUGAGUCACAGAAAUCAUUACCUAAUCUCCAAGUGAUUAGUACUAAAAAACAAAAAGAACAAUUAGACAAUAUCACUGAAAAGAUAGAGCUUGGUUUACAAAAAGAUAAUUUUUUACAGUACACAGAUGUUUUAUAUAAAAUACCUGAUCAAUCAAAGUCACCACAACCUCUAGAGUUAUAUUUGAAGAAUGUUGAUUCAAGUAGUGAAAAUCCAGAGGAAAACAAUUUGAAGCAUUAUAGUGAAAAAGUAAGCACAGCUAAAGAUAUGUGUUCAUCAGCUGCUCUUAAUCAGGACAGUAACCCCCAGGAAAUUGAUGUGUCCUGCAAUCACACUGCCCAGGACUCUGCAGUAAAUGAGGUUCUUGAUAACACAUCCAUUUUCUUCCCACGCAAUCAGCUUUCAGAACUCUCAAAAGAAUUUCCCUAUGGUAUUGAACCUGUGACUACACAUGAAGAUUCUUCAGCAAAACAAAUAACGGACAAAAACUCAAAGGAUGAGUCUUGUGAUAAAACCAGCUGUGACUCCAAAGAUGCAACUGAUGACAUAAAAAUUACAAUAUUAAACUCAGAGCAAAUGAAAGAAUUAUUUCCCGAACAGAAUGAUCAAUCUUGUGAAUUAGACAAGUUUACAAACUCUCAGAAAGAAAACCCUGUCACAAAAAAUGGAAUCCACUGUGUCUCACCAGUACAUACAGAUGGAGAAAGUUCCAAUUUUGUUAUGGAUUCAGAGAAAGAUGAUGUCCGUUGCUGUGCAUUGGGUUGGCUCUCUAAUGUUUAUGAAGGAGUUCCCCAGUGUCAGUGUAAGUCCAUCAAUAACUUGACUUCAAAGGUUGAAAAUGGAAAAGAUCAGUGUUCUCUGGAGACCAGCAGUUGUAAGCAAGUAGAGAGUACUUCUGAUAAAGAUUAUUCCAUAGUAUGUAAUAGUUCUCCAAAUAACAAUCCAAAGAUUGCGCUGACUUUUCCGAUUGGGAAAAACCCUUUUUCUGAAACAGAACAAGGCAGGACUAUGAAAGAUCUAUCAGAACCAAAAUAUAGCUCACUAAGGACAGAACAAGAAUUAUCUACCCCAUCUGUUUCUAAAGGGGAUAAAAAACUGGAUUCCUUAAAAUGUCACAAAAAGAAAAGAAAACUGAAAUUUCAUGAGCUGACUUUUCAUUCUAGUGCUAAAAGAAAGUUUUCUCAAGAGAGCUUGCAGAGAAAGAUCAUAGCACAAAAUUCAAGUCCACCUAAAGCAAAGCCAGGUUUCUCGACAAAUAAAGAUUUGCAUAUAAAAAAUGGUUCUUUUGUACAGAAAUUAUUGCCAGAAAAGAUAAAAUUGGAAACAGGUGAUCGUCAGCGAAAAGUUUCAGCAAAAAGGAAGUUAGGUGAAGGGAGCAUACUUAAUUCAGAGGUAAAGAAGAUGAAGUAUUUUAAACAAGAGCAAAAUAAAAAUGGAGAUGGUACUUUGAAAACGUGUACUCUUUUGUCAAGCCCCGAUGGAAGAGCCAAAGUUAAAGAAAAAACAGUAUCUAAUAUUAAAUCAUUAGGCUCUACGUCUAAGGAUAAUUUGCCUAAAGUUGUUAUAACGCUAGAGCAGUAUUUGCAAAGGCAGAAGCAUAAAGAAGCAAUGGGUGUCAAAGCAUCAAAAUUAAACUGUGAGAAAAGUAUACCGUGUGAUUCUCAAUCCAUGAGGUCCAGUAAACUUUCUAUGCAAGUGGGGAGUUCUGGGAAAUCAGAUGAGAGACACAGUAGCAGUGUGCAGACUUCUGAAGAAUCAUUAAGUAUUUGUUCAAGCCAUGAUAAAAACACAAAAAUUCACCAUUCUCAUGUUUCUAAAUCAUACCUUUUGGGGAAUGCUAAAGAAACAGUUGGUGGAAAGCAACCUGAUAAAAUGUUCAUUGAUAAAACCAAAUUAGAUAAAAAUUUAAACAACAUAAACAAUGGAGGUGAACGCAACCACUUGUCUCCCCAAGCAAAGGAGCAAAGGAAACAAUAUCUGAACAGAGUUGCAUUUAAAUGUAUUGAGCAAGAGAGCAUUUGUCUCACAAAACUUGAGAGUUUGCCGAAAAAUAUUAAUAAAGAGAAGAGAGUGGAAAAUAAACCUUUACCUCAGAAAAAUACCACAGAAAAACAAAGCAUGCUGGAGUUUAAAUUAUGUCCAGAUGGACUGAUUAAUAAGAAGAUAAAUUCCACUGAAGAACAGAAGGAUCUGCAACCUUGUCCUAGGAAGGAGCAAGCCCCUGUGCAAGUUACAGGAAUAAAAAGUUCCAAAGAAGACUGGAUAAAAGGUGCACCUGAGGAGAAAAGGAUUCCAGAAGCCAACCAAGAAAUAGGAGUCUGUAACUCAGAGCCAUUGUUGGUUCGGUUCCGGCGCCUCCACUCCAACUCCCGUGGGUCUCUUCUGUAUGCAACGGAUGGCAUUGUCCUAGACAAAGCAGCUGGUACAAAGCGGGGACCUGAUGAGCUCUCCUCUGCCUGCAUAACAACAGGACCUAUCUCAGCUUCCGCAGCAAAUGGAAAUGACAGGAAGAAGUUUAAAGGUGACAGCACCACGUUGAAAGGUGACAGCAAGAAGUUGAAUGGUGACAAUAAGUUGAAAAUUGACAGCAAGAAGUUGAAUGGUGACAGUAAGUUGAAAAUUGACAGCAAGAAGUUGAAUGGUGACAAUAAGUUGAAAAUUGACAGCAAGAAGUUGAAAUGUGAUAGCAAGAAGUUGAAAGGUGACAGCAGUAAGUUGAAUGGUGACAAUAAGUUGAAAGGUGACAGGGAGAAAUUGAUGUUGAAAGGUGAUAGGGAGAAGUUGAAGUUGAAAGGUGACAGCAGGAAGUCGCAUGGUGAUAAGUUGAAAAUUGACAGUGCGAAGUUGAAAGGUGAUGGCAGUAAGUUGAACAGUGACAGCAAGAAAACGAAAGGCAACAGUAAGAAUUCCUCAGGUGACAACAGAAGUUCAGGUGUUCCCUCCAGAGUGAUCUGCAUCGGGAAGCUCCCUGGGGAUGUCACUGAGGAUGAGGUCAUUUUUCUGGGACUGCCGUUUGGGAAGGUCACCAACUUCCUGAUGAUGAAAUGGAGAAACCAGGCAUUCAUUGAGAUGAACACAGAGGAAGCUGCCAUCACCAUGGUGAACUACUAUACCUCCAUGAAACUCAUGCUUCGAGGCCAGCCCAUCUACAUCCAGUUCUCCCACCAGAAGGAACUCAAUACCAGCAGCUCACACAACCAGGCACAGGUCCAGUCAGCCUUGCAGGCUCUGAACUCAGUAAAGUCCAGGAACGUGGCUCUGGCUGCCUCGGCUGGUGCUGUGGGUGUAGGCACUAUAGAAGCAGGUCCUGUUGUUGCUAUGAAUGUGGCCGCUGUGGAUGUUGGUGCUGUGGAUGCUGUGGAUGUUGGUGCUGUGGAUGCUGUGGAUGUGGGGGCGGGCCCUGUGAGCUCAGUAGCUGUGAGCGCAGACUCUGUGGGCACGGGUGCUGUAUGCUCAGGCACUGAUGAUGCAGGACCUGCAGACGCAGCUGCUGUGGAUGCAGGUACGGUGAUGACUGGCCAGAGCCCAGUCCUCAGGAUUAUCUUAGAGAACCUCUCCCACCCAUUCUCCCUGGACAUGCUUCACCAGAUCUUUUCCAAUUUUGGCAGAGUUUUGAAAAUCACCACUUUCACCCAGAACAACAUGUUCGAGGCACUGCUGCAGUUUGCUGAACCAUUGAGCGCCGAGCUCGCAAAGGUGUUUCUGGACAGUUGGAACAUCUUUGGUUGCACAGUUCGCGUCAGCUUUUCCACCUCUUCCAUCCUCAAUGUGAAGUACAACAGCAGCAAGAGCCGAGUCUACACCUAUCCUGACCUAUCCUGGCAUGACAGCCAGUCCUUACAGGACCAGGCCAUGGCCUUGGCCUUCAGUGCUGCUCCGAUAAUGUCAGCCCCUGUGAAAUCAGGAGCUGGUUUUCCUUCCACCCUUGAUAUUCCUCAAGCUGCAGGCCUCUGUGAUCCCAAUGAGCUCCAGGCCCUGCCCCCUGUGGCCAUCCCGUUGGUGUCAGGGGUAGCAACAGCAGAAGCAGGCCAGAUUGCCAUCGCAGACCCUGCACCUAUGGCCAACCAUUCGGUGUUGGGGGCAUCAACAAAAGAAGCAGGUCAGAUUGCCAUCCCAGGCCCAGCAGGGGCUGGAAAUUGUGUCCUGCUGGUCAAGAACCUCAACCCUGAGAGAAUCACAAUCCAAAACCUCUUCAUUAUUUUCGGUGUGUAUGGCGAUGUCCAGCGGGCGAAGAUUUUCUUUAAAAAUAAGACGCGAGCUCUGGUGCAGAUGGCUGAUGGGAUCCAGGCCCAGCUGGCCAUGAGCCACCUCAAUGGGCAUAAGCUGCACGGAAAGCCUAUGCUCAUCACGGUCACCCCGUAUAAAAAUGUGCAUCUGCUUCAUGAGGGCCAGGCAGACCUGGGCCUCACCAAAGACUACAGCAACUCACCCCUGCACCGCUUCAGGAAUGCAUGCUCCAAGAAGUUCCAGAAUGUUUUCCCACCCUCAGAGAACCUGUACCUCUCCCAGAUACCACCCUUCACAUCCACACACAACCUCAAGGCCCUCUUCUCCAGCAACGGCAGACUUGUAAAAAAAUUGAAGUUCUUCAAGAAGUGCGGGAGCACGGCGCUGAUCACAAUGGGUUCAGUGGAAGAGGCAAUCCAGGCGCUCAUCGACCUGCACUAUUAUGAACUGGGAGAAAACCACCACCUGUGGGUGACCUUUGCCAAAAUACCUGUUGACAACUUUCAUCUUUCUAGAAAACAGCCACUUUCAAAGCAGCUGAAGUGACCUUAAAAUACCAGAGUUGUUUUUUUAAAAGACAAAUCAGUUUACCUGUUUUUUAAUAUAAUUCACUUUGCUCAUCUUGUGGAGAUGGGGUGCCAGCCUCGGGUUUUCAGUGACACGUGGAAAGGAUACCUGCUCCUCCCUGGUGCCCCCUUGCCUGUUGCUCUUGCAGCCUAUCCCUUUGGCAUUCCCAAACCUCCAAUUGGCCUUUUUGUGCCUUAACAUAUACUGCUCUGGCAGGUCUUUCUUGGUGGUGGUAAUGCUCAUCGGUUUGGGGACUGCCUCCCUCAGGGUUCAUGUACCUGACAUGGCAAGAAGCUGCCAGCUACAGGAUGUACCCACAUUUCAAUCUUCCUUUUUAUCAAGUAUGUCAUUCUCCCCACACCUGGCAUAAGAUAUCCCUCCUGUGAUGAGACACCUGAAGGUGUGUGUCCCUGGUGCUUCUUUAGCUUGUAGCUUUGUUUCAUCAUUAAUCUCAAUUGUGCUUUGAUGCAGUUGCAGACAUUUGCUCCUAGCAAUAUUUCCGGUUGACAAAAUAUUCUAGUCUUCAUUUAUAUGUAAAAGAAAUAAGGAAUAACUUUCUAUAUAACAAGAUGAUAAAAAUGGUAUGUGUGUAAAUCUAAAUUUUCUUAUUCCUUGGAGUUAAGUUGCAGGAGCAGAAUCUAGUGUCCAGGGUAGACACAGUGGGGGCUACUGAGAAGCCUGGUUCUUUCUAGAAAUCCCCAGACUUGAGUCUUCUGGAUGUAGAUGCCUUUCACCUAACCUGUCCUCUGGGAGGUCCAGGGUUCUUCGAACUUGCAUGGUUUCUUUUUUCAUGCAAUUUUUGGACCAAAGUUUUCUGGGAUUUUUUUUGCCUGCCUCUUGAGCUGUUUCCUUUACCUUGUGCAGUUCUGCAUUCACAGGUCCUAGGGUCUUCCCUCUGCACAGACCAGACUUCAUGCUGGCUGGACUGGCCCAUCCUUUUAGUGCCUGGAACCCUGAACUUUCAUGUAUGGGUGGGGACAAGGGUAUAAAUACAAGUUUUUAUACAAAUUGUAAGACAUGAGGUGCAGCAUGUAUUUUUUUAUAGUGCUACAAAUAAUGUAUUUUUAUACCAGCUGUUUACAGGGUCAGUAUUGUUAAUGUGGGGGUUAUAUGGCACAUUCCACUGCCUGCCUGACAAUUUGUAAUGUGGAAAGAACUGAAUUAAAGUGAUUUUAUAACAACUUUGCCUUUUCCUUAGGCUUUCUGUUCAUGUUGUUGAAGGCAGUUUGGCCAGUAUGUACUGGACUUUGAAUAAACUCUGUAUCCUGAAAAAAUAAAAACAGAAGAUUCAGUGUUUGUGUUUAUCAGUAGUAGAAAGAUAUGGGGAGAGAAGCAGUGAUCUAUUUCCUAAGUGUGGAAUUGAGUUAUUUUCAUAAUGAGACUGAUGCUGAUUUUUAUAUCUGGGGAGGUAUUUGGGCUGAGGACCAACCAUAAAUACCAGAGCUUUUAACAUUCAGUUUAAUUGGUGGAAUGAAUCUAGUUAAUUUUUAGGGUUUUGCAUUGAGGAGUAGAAGCUUGGGUUCUGGAGUUUUAUUUUGGUUUUGGUUUAUUGAAUGUCAAGGCAAUAGUUUAGUCGCUUGAAAACAAAAACAAUUUCACCAGAAGCAACAAGAAGGGAAAGCACAUUUUCAGAAAAGAAUGAAAAGUUGAAAAAAGGCUGAAAGCACAAGUACUUAUAGAAAUUGAGUCAUACACAUUGUGCAAUUAGGAAAAAGUUGACUGAAAGGAGAAGUGAACUCUUAUUAAUCAGAAUUGGAAAACAAUCAGAAAGGACCCGAGAUUAAAAUUUUUUUGAAAUUGGAACACCAAAAGUCAAAAAUAACAGUGAUAGAAAUGAGCAUGUAAAUGAAAGCAAGAAAGGUCCAUAGAAAGAGGAGACAUAGGUAUUACUCCAAAGAGAAGGUGAGAGCCAUACUUGAUACCUGAAUAUGAAAAUAUUCAGAAGAUGGAUGCACGGGUUGUCCAACAGUCUUCAGGCAAGAGAUAAUUAACGGAUAAAAACAACCACCAACAGGAUGAGCAAUAAACAGUGAAACACCAAUACCUAGAAUCAUGGUAGGAAAAAAACAUAAACCAGGGAAGAAGCACAAUGAGACUUGCAGUUGUACAAGUGAUUGGUUGGAAGACAUGCUCUUCUAAUUUCUCCAUCAUAUGUGGAGAGGGGAGCAGUGAUCUAUUUUAACGAUGAGGGGAGUCCCAGUUACACAAGUUUUAGACCUCUGUUCAUUCUGAUGAGGCUCCGUGAGAGAAGAGAGAUGAACUGAACAUUGUGAACUUAUGUGAAGUGAGAUAAGGAAUGCUACGACUCCCAAAGAGUCGAAGCAACCUAUAAAACUUUCCCUCCUGGGUAUUGUAGAAAAGAAAGUAACUUACUUGAAUGGAAAGCAGCAAAGAGACACCCCUAAGGCAGCAGCAAUUCUGUCCCCAUGAGAAGAAUGAGGGUGGAGAAGAAUUACGAAGAGGAUAGAUUAUUUGACCCACCCAGGCUUGCAGAAUGUAAAACCUACCUCGUGGAAAGUUAUGGCUGGAGCUGGGAUGAAAAGUAUUGGAAUUUUGCACCUGGUGAACCAUUAGUGAAAUAAAGAGGCACAUCAAGAAGUGCACAUGAAAAGCUGGGGCCAGGAUUUAAAGGAAUAGUGAGGCUAAUACAGCACUGAAACCAUUUAAUGAAGUAAAAGUACAGGCAUGUUAUGGAAUGCCUAAGCCAGAAUUUUAAAACUGGAAUUGACUGGUGUUUGUGCUGUUCAAAUAGCAAUGAAGAAGAUCACACAGUUGUGUUCAAAUGUCAAAUUAGAUUUUUGUUGAGCAAGGGAAGAAGUGGAACAGCCUUACCUUAGGAGUGACAAUGAGAGUAGAAAAACAACCCAAAGGACAGGCAAGAAAGAAGUUCUGUGUGUAAUCUGUUUAAUUGAGAAAAGCCAUAGUUCAUCAAACUUUUAACUCAUCCCAAUUUUUUAUACCAGAGAAGAUUGUUUCUCUGUUUUGCUCACUAACAUUAAGAGAAUAAUAAAGUAAAUAAAUGAAAUUUCUGUUU